Molecule: messenger RNA, 1069 nt
Organism: Sorex fumeus (smoky shrew)
Lineage: Eukaryota; Metazoa; Chordata; Mammalia; Eulipotyphla; Soricidae
Gene: IFI30
Product: IFI30 lysosomal thiol reductase
Exons: 7
Coding region: 170-880 (236 amino acids)
Cellular component (GO): lysosome
Molecular function (GO): oxidoreductase activity, acting on a sulfur group of donors, disulfide as acceptor
Source: RefSeq, a predicted model, not a curated record
CCCGCGAACCCCGCCGCCAACCGUUGGGGGCGGUUUCAGCCGGCCGGGAGGGCGGCCCCGAGGGGCGUGGGCCCGGCGGGGCGGGUCCUCAGGGGGCCGGGCCUGGGGCCCCGCGCUUAAAGGCGGCUCCGCGGCCGCGAAGGCCCAACCACUCCCGGAUCCCGCCGCGAUGACCCCGUGGCCACUCGCGCCGCCGCUGCUGCUGCUGCUGCUGUUGUCCGGCCCCUGCUCGGCGCGGGGGGUCCGGUCAGAAGGGGCCUCCUGCACGGACCCAGAGCUGUGCGCGCUCAAGUCGCCCCGGGCCCCGCCCGUCAAUGUCACGCUGUACUACGAGGCGCUGUGCCCCGGGUGUCGCGCUUUCCUCAUCCGGGAGCUCCUGCCCACCUGGCUCAUGGUCAUGGAGAUCCUCAACGUCACGCUGGUGCCCUACGGGAAUGCGCAGGAAAGGAACGUGAGCGGCCACUGGGAGUUCCAGUGCCAGCACGGGGAGCAGGAGUGCAGACUGAACAAGGUGGAGGCCUGCCUGCUGGACCUGCUGGAGCAGUACUCGGCCUUGAUGACCAUCGUCUGCAUGGAGGAAAUGGACCCGAUGGAGAAAAACCUGGCUCCGUGCCUGCAGCUGUACGGCCCCGACGUGACCCCCGAGACCGUCCUGGCGUGCGCGGACGGCGAGCGAGGCGCGGCCCUCCUGCACAGGAACGCGCAGCUCACGGACACCCUGCAGCCGCCCCACCAGUUCGUGCCCUGGGUAGUCGUCAACGGGAAGCCCACCGAGCAGCCCGGCCACCUCCUGAGCCUCGUGUGCAAGUUGUACCAGGGGGAGAAGCCAGAACCCUGUCAGGACGUGACCCGGAGGCACUGGGACCUUUGCUUCAAGUGACCUGACGGCCACUGGCCGCCCGCUGACCCCGCUUUUCGUGAGCUGCCCCCGGAUCGUGAGCUGCCCAGCAUCUGGGCGACGGACGCAUCCCACAGCUGCUGGGCAGAGCUGUGCCCGCGCCCUGUGCCCAUGCCCCUGCCCAGCUGAGAUGCCGCCGCAGAGGAAGGAGCUUAAUAAACCCUCCAGGGU